AUGGUAGAAACUCACAUAUUCACCAACUUAUUAGCUUUCGGAUCAGGAGGACAGGAGCAGCAUGCUCGUCUUAUCUCCCUUGGCGGGGUACCCGUCUGGUCCCGGCUUGUCCGACCUGGGAGCAGACCCGGGCCUUCCCGGGCUCCGCGACCCGGAGUACUAAUGAGGAAGUCGGGCGCUGAGCCCCGAGGCUGUCUUAUCUGCCCGGGUCAACCACCACCGAGAAGGGCGGGCAGCGAAGGACCACCGAGCCAGCCCCCGGGCUCUGACCGUUGGCGCUCUGACCACUUUGAUGUCCCGCGCCUGCCUAAUCAAGUUCAUCUCCUGGCCGCGGCCGCUCGCAUCCAGAGAGAAGCAUUCAACAGGAUAUGUAUGCCUUCUGAUCACAGUCCUUUCCACCGAGGAGAAAUCGAGGAAACCAUUAUCGAAAGCAUUGGUAACGAUCACAGCACCCUGGAUGGGUAUUCUCGAAGAACUACGCUGCCCUCGAAACUGUAUCAUACCAAAGGACAAGAAGGUUCCGUCUGUCUCCGAUCGUCAGACUGUGCCACGGGGCUGUGUUGUGCCCGACACUUCUGGUCCAAGAUCUGUAAACCUGUCCUCAAAGAGGGUCAAGUGUGCACAAAGCACAGGAGAAAGGGCUCCCACGGGCUGGAGAUAUUCCAGCGCUGUUACUGUGGAGACGGCCUGUCUUGCCGGAUGCAGAAAGAUCACCAUCAAGCCAGUAACUCUUCAAGACUCCACACCUGUCAGAGACACUGA
Messenger RNA from Puma concolor (puma), 762 nucleotides. NCBI's taxonomy places the organism in Eukaryota, Metazoa, Chordata, Mammalia, Carnivora, Felidae. The record is from RefSeq and is a predicted model, not a curated record.